Molecule: messenger RNA, 1152 nt
Organism: Salvia miltiorrhiza (redroot sage)
Lineage: Eukaryota; Viridiplantae; Streptophyta; Magnoliopsida; Lamiales; Lamiaceae
Exons: 4
Coding region: 275-769 (164 amino acids)
Source: RefSeq, a predicted model, not a curated record
AAUGGACACUCUAAAAAAAUAGCAUUAUUGGGAGUACUAUUUAGACUUGGAGCUACUAGAUAAGCCUUCGAAUUAUUUUAUUACUUUUAAAAGGAAAAAAUAAGACAAGCCUCUGAAUUAUUGGAUCAAGUGUCAUAAAUCAGCAAGGACCAAAAAAAAAGAAGCCGUACAAAAUUGCAGAAAUAUCUCAUCCGCCAAUAAGUACUGAUUAUCUAUCUUCUUCUUCUUCAACAUACCUACCACGUUCACCGAUCAGAUCAAAUCUGAGUGAGAAAUGGAGUGUGCGAGGCCGAACCGCAGCGACGUCCAUUUGAGUGGAGAGGAGGCGGCGAAGGUGGAGGCUGCUGUUCGUGAGCGGUUCGACGCGGCGGCGCCGAAGCGGCACACCAAGCCUCAGCGCAGCGACCACUCCGCCGAUUACGCCGAUGCUCUCUCAUUCGACGAUGGAGUUAUUCCCGAGUACGCUCAGUUCCAACAGCUCGAGAAGGAUACUGAGAAAUUGGUUUACUCUGGAAACAAAGUUGCUGAGGAGUUUACAGAAACCGAGUAUUACAAGGACCUUAACUGCAUUGACAAGCAGCAUCACACGACUGGAACAGGGUUCAUAAAAGUGGAGAAAACUAAUGAGAAGGACUACAUCAUAGCAAGUGAAUCCACAGCAGAAUGCCAUGCCUCGAGCAAGGGGAACCCUGCUACUAAUGACUGGAUUCCAUCUCCUUCAGUUAAGGUGGAUUUCACAACUGAGAAGCCCAACAGGAGUGACUGCUGAUUUGGAGUUUGAUCAUUGCAUUUGGUUUGGAUAUGUGGCUUGUUGGAGUUUGAAUCAUCAAGUUGAAAGAAUGUUUUGAUGGAUUUCAGUGUUUGGGGAGAGCAUUUGGAUAGGCGAAACAAAUCUUAGCUUGCAGUGAAGAGUGUUGGUGGUGGUGUCGAUUAGUAUCUAUGCUGCGUUUGAUUCGUGCCCUUUAUGAUUCCAUUUGUGAAGUCGUUAGGAAAUGGGACACUUAGUUGGCGGAGCAAUUUGAGUGAAGAAUCGUAGAUUUUCGUGUAGGCAUGUGUUUAUAUGCAUAUUAUGUGUUGAAUGUUGUAUUGGUAUGCUCGACAUUGUGCUCAUAUCAUUAGUUAUUUCAACUGUUCUUGUUUUGUUGCGUUUGA